AUGGAGGGCUUUGAUACCAUGGCCAUGCCAUACCUAGCCAGCCCAUUGUCGCUUGGCAAUAUCCAGAGCGCGGAUUAUCUCAAUUCUAUGCCGGGAAUGGAAAUCCCGGACCAACGCUCCAACUUCGACUCGGAUACUUUUGUUAGCGGAGAUGACAUACCCUUUCCUCCAAAUGGUUUGCCGGCGACAUUGAAGAGGUUCCCUUCGGGCUAUGAAGAUCCUUUCACAGACAUGGUGACUCCGUUUGAACCUGCACCGCCCGAGCAGUCUGCGGAUUCUUCCAUCGACCACAAUAAUAAACUACUAAGCUUUUCUGUUCCAGCCUACAGCUUUACGCUUCUCGACUAUUCAUUACGACGAACCUCCUUGUCACUUUCGGCCCAGUUGCACGGCAUGUUCUUCCUUGCAGAGUCACCCUGGACUACAUCACCUGCCGAGAAUGCUCCACCCCAACAGGGUGCUGAAUUAACUUGCUACCGCCGCAAUCUAUUUCAGAUUACCGGGUCGGUCACGCUUCCGCGGAGUUUGCGCUACAUUAUGACCGAUCAAGGCGAUCGGAUACCCAUCCUGGCCCAGGAGCUGACAGUCUCCGCCACCGAAUCGGUGGAAGGCAAUGCUGUCAAGAUUAUAUCUGUUCCGUGGAAAACUCCUGCGGCCAGCGGAACCCCCCUCGGCGAAGAUGGGAAUAAUUCUACGGGCAAUACUCCCAAAGUCGAGAAAGAGCCCCCUCCAAUCCCCCUGGAUAUAAUGGCCGGCCAGGAUCUCGACACCGACUACGCUACAUUUCCCAUCGCAUGGAAACGGCUUCAAUUCCGAGUCGCAACGGCCAACAACGGGCGCAGAAAGGAACUUCAACAGCACUUCCUCGUUCGACUCAAGGUCGUCGCCACUUUAUCAACCGGCACCAAAAUCCCCAUAUGUGAGGUGCAAUCAGGGCCUAUAAUCGUUCGAGGCCGGAGUCCGCGCAAUUUCCAGUCCCGCAAAGACUUGCCCUUGAGCGGGAGCGCCGCUGCAUCCAGGAAGAAUGCCCAGGCCUCCCAUUCUGCAUCGGUCAACCGAGCUUCUGCUAGUGAAGCCGCCCUACGCUCUAGCCAGACAGCGGCCAAGGCUAAGGCCCCGGCAAAAAGUAGCUCUCCCGAUACCACAAGAUCCCAGGCUGGCCUUAUUCCCCAGCAAGCGUCCCCGGGCUGGAACCAAGCUUCUCGGCCUGCAAGUGGUGCGGUUGCUUCUUCAGCCCUGCCUCACUCAUCUCUAUAUUCCCAGUCCAGCCCGGAAUACUCAAGGCCGACGGAAAAUCAGCGACGAACAAAUUCCGUGGCCGCUCCUAUAAACCUGUCAUUAUUGGACGAAGAAGACAGCGGAGAGGCCGCCAACGUAAAUGAAUCAGUUGGUUCGACUUCCUCUUAUAUCAAUGAGGUGCUAAAUAAGAACCCGGGUGCUCCUGGAUCUGCACCGCCGGCGAAAUUGCGCAAAUUGUCCCAUGGUCUUUCCCAAACACCAACACGAGCCUCGUCAUCGCUACCAUUGUUGAAUGCCACAAACCUCCAGCAGCCCUUCGCGUCUACUUUACCGUUUCCCAACGAAAAUUCCGACCUUCUAUAUGAGUAUUUCCCUCUUGGGUUGGAUGAUUGGCAGGCACCUGUCGACGCAGUUUACCGACCGCACGUCGUGCAUCACACCAACAUGCCGGAGAUGAAGUUUGUUGCUGCUCGAGGACGAAGUAAGCGUUAUUUCGCCGCGGAGGAUGUGUUUUAG
Messenger RNA from Aspergillus melleus, 1755 nucleotides. RefSeq names its product NDT80/PhoG-like DNA-binding family protein. The record is from RefSeq and is a predicted model, not a curated record. Lineage: Eukaryota; Fungi; Ascomycota; Eurotiomycetes; Eurotiales; Aspergillaceae. Gene Ontology annotation, cellular component: nuclear chromosome. Gene Ontology annotation, molecular function: DNA binding; DNA-binding transcription factor activity. The transcript is spliced from 2 exons. Gene Ontology annotation, biological process: meiotic cell cycle; positive regulation of transcription by RNA polymerase II. Bases 1 to 1755 code for a protein of 584 amino acids.